Molecule: messenger RNA, 2555 nt
Organism: Carassius gibelio (silver crucian carp)
Lineage: Eukaryota; Metazoa; Chordata; Actinopteri; Cypriniformes; Cyprinidae
Product: nuclear receptor subfamily 5 group A member 2-like
Exons: 7
Coding region: 930-2555 (541 amino acids)
Biological process (GO): hormone-mediated signaling pathway; tissue development; regulation of transcription by RNA polymerase II
Cellular component (GO): RNA polymerase II transcription regulator complex
Molecular function (GO): zinc ion binding; nuclear receptor activity; RNA polymerase II cis-regulatory region sequence-specific DNA binding
Source: RefSeq, a predicted model, not a curated record
UUGUAUUCUUAGUGAACAAAGUUUUUCCAUAUUUUCAAUUUUUAAAUGUCAUUUUUGCUCAACAAUGCAAGAACAAUGAUUCUACAUUAUACAUAUAAUAGAUUUUUUCGAUAGCUAAAAUUUGUCAUCAACCAGCUAUUUGUAUUUCAAAGAACAGCCUAAGCCGUUGCACACAUUUUGGUUUCAUUAAGAGUCCAAACAAUACCUCAUUUAACUUGACACAAUGUGUCUUUUUCAUUACUCAGGUUAAUCUAUCACCCUUGAACUGUUUUAUGGCCUUUGACGUCAGACCCCACUUCACUCUACUUACCUGCUGCCUUCAUCAUAACUAGACUUGCUGUUUUGUAAUUGAUUCCAAAGGUGCUGGAACCUCACUUAUUGAUAAAAAGCUACAUUAGUUAGCAAGUAUACACAGAAUAUAUUAUGUGUGUUGAUGCACACAUUUAAGGAACAGAGUAAUCAGAUUUAAACGUACAGAAAUAUGGAAGAAUAGAAAGAGGGAGGACUGUAAUGAAAAUGUAUGUUCUGCUUCUUGGAGUUUACCGAACACUGGGGAAUCACACAGGUUCUGUGGUUGGGUUGGUCUGAUCAACACGAAUUAUAGAAGUCUCAUUUGGAAGAUUCAUGAAUGGAUUGCAUCAGAUCUUAUUGUGUUUAUUUUUCUUAUGGUAAGUGCCACCCUGCAUAUAUUCUGCUCCUGCAAUGAUCAUGCACCUUGGAUGAAUGAGGUCUUGCUUGUUGGGAAGGUGUGACAGACUCAGAUUUAUUAGCCUCAGCAUCGAGCAAAGUCCGACUGAGAGCCUUUACACAGCACCAUCUGUGAGACACCCUGUGUCUGUUUUCCUCCCUGUCCUGCUCUGAGUCCUGGAGGACUGUACAGUUAUGAAUGAGAGCUUACAAAGACCCAUGACACCCCUCUCCUAUGGACAAUGAACAUCUCAGACUACCCCUUGGAUCACCCCCAGCCCACAGCCCACCACUCUGCCGAGUACAUACAGGACCUUGUGUCACAAGAGGGACCAUCGACAUCUCAGGAGUUAAAGCCAGACCCAGACGGUAGGGCAACUCAAGAAGAGGGCUGUCCCGUGUGUGGUGACCGGGUGUCAGGAUAUCACUACGGUCUACUCACCUGUGAGAGCUGUAAGGGCUUUUUUAAGCGCUCUGUACAGAACAACAAGCGCUAUUCAUGUGCAGACGCACAGUGCUGCCCCAUGGACCCAGCCCAGAGGAAACGAUGCCCUUACUGCCGCUUUCAGAAAUGUCUAGCUGUUGGCAUGAAGAAAGAAGCUGUACGUGCGGACAGAAUGAGGGGUGGCCGAAACAAGUUUGGACCUCUAUACCGACGGGACAGGCAUCUGAAACAGCAAAGGGGGAUCUACUACCAGAUGAACAGUGCCCCCUACAGGGUCAAAUUUGAGGGACCACAAGCACUGGUACCUGCCACGCCUCAUGAUUUUCAUGUCCUCAACCCCUCCCCUGCGUCUCUUGGCUCUGACCAUUACCAUCCACCUCAGCCCUUUCAUCCCAGCAUGAGCCAGUCCGAGUUUCCCAUGCUGUUGGACUGCACCAUGCCCAGAGACCGGACACUGUCUGAUCCAUCCCUACCUUUCCAUACACUGUGCUAUCCAGGCUUCCAAGGAUAUCCUCCUGAGAAAAGAGAGCUCCCCUUUAGCUAUAGCUCUGCUUCGGUGACACCCCCUGCUCCAAUCUCUCCUACUGUUCUCUCCACACCUGCACCUACACCCACUGCUACACUCACGCCAACCUCACCUCCAAGCUCCACUCCAACUCUAGCACAGAACCUGAUACCCACUUCAACGCCAACCCCUAGUUCAUGCUUCCUAAAAGAGCUCCUACAGGCUGAGCCAGAUGAGAAGCAGCUCUGCAUGCGGGUGUUAGCAAGCCUCCAAAAAGAACAGGCCUGCCGCGGAAAACAUGACUGCCUCAACACCUUCAGCAUCAUGUGCAAAAUGGCUGACCAGACUUUGUUUGGACUGGUGGAGUGGGCAAGAAACAGCACACUGUUCAAGGAGCUCAAGGUGGAGGAUCAAAUGGUGUUACUGCAGAGCUGCUGGAGUGAGCUUCUUGUUCUGGAUUACUUAUGUAGGCAGGUGGCUUAUGGGAGAGGUGGCAGCAUCUGUCUGAUUACUGGACAACAGAUUGAAGUAUCAACCAUCCUCAGUCAGGCUGGAGCAACUCUUAGUAGUUUGGUGUCCAGAACCCAGGACCUUGUCUCCAAGCUUAGGUCACUACAGCUAGACAGAGAGGAGUUUGUGUGUCUCAAAUAUCUGGUUCUCUUCAAUCCAGACAUUAAAUCAGUACUGGACCAAAGGCAGGUAGAACAAACUCAAGAGCGUGUAAACAAGGCUUUGAUGGACCACACUAUGCAAACCCACCCAGGUCACCCUGACAAGUUUGGACAACUGUUGCUCCGUCUACCCGAGGUGCGCAGUAUCAGUCUACAGGUGGAGGAAUACCUGUAUCAGCGCCACCUGCUGGGAGAUUUGCCAUGCAACUCAUUGCUGACUGAAAUGCUUCAUGCCAAGCACACAUGA